AUGAGCAGCCAGAGACUCCCUGUCCCACCUCCCUUGUCUACCAGUCACCACAAGAAAAAGACGGCGGACCGGUACCGCUCGGAAUUUGGGUUGGACAGCAAUGACUUUGGAUUGAAUGGUCAAGAUUUCGGAUUGUCCCAGCUGAAGCAACAUAAAAAGAAGCAACAACAACAACAACAAGACAAACACCGGAGAAGUCUCAACAGUACCACUCAUACGGGCAACAACCAGAAACACUUUGAGUAUCCACCGCAAACUCCUCUUCGGACGCCGCGCAGCAAACCGGAUCAAUUGACGGCCACCAAGGACACAUUGGAAGCGUUUGCCGAUGAUGUCGCUACAUUGUGGUGUGGCUUUGGAGGAAUUCCCGUCUUGGAUGAACCACCUUCCACAUUAACCUUUCUACGAGACUAUGUCAGUCGCAGUCGACCCUGUAUCAUUCGCAAUGCUCUCAUGGUUCGAGACGACAAUCCACACAAAAAUACAAAAAAGAUUGACAAGCAAGGCAGUAAUAGUAUUUCCUCAUCGACCAGUCACUUGACAUUGGUCUCUCCCACAUCGGCGGUUCACAGUCAUGCCAACAACAACGGUUUUACGCGCAAUUCCGACACACGGCCGCUCCAUUUGUCUCUCGACGAUCUUGUCGACAUUGAUCCGGAAUUGGAAGUGGUCGUCGAUGCCACUCCCGAUGGCCACGGCGAUUGCAUUCGGACCGUCUUGGAUUAUCAGACUCAACAAGUUCAUCGGUUGUUUAUAACGCCGGAACAACGGCGCAUGAGUCUCCGAGAAUUUCGAAAACAAUUGCGGCAGGGAAGAAAACAACUUACAGAAGAUGAUGACAACGAGAGUCAAGAAAGUGAUUCGGACGAAGAACCUGAAGAAGAAAUCUACGACGAAUUGGAUGGCAAACGCAUUUAUCCACUCAAAGGAACGCAAAAAUCACCACGGCGGAAAUGUUCCACUGGAUUUGACGAUAUUCUCGAUGGCUGUGGGACAGCACCGGGAGUGGCGGAUGCUACGCAACGUGCCAGCGGCAUGAUUGCCUCGUGCAAUGCCAUGGAUGACAUGCAAGACAUGAUUAGCAGCAUGCCCUUUUUCAACGAUCUCAUUGACGGCAGUAACAGUGGUGGCAACAACUCCAACCCCAAUAGUUGCAGUCAACAAGGAUUCGAAGUCAAUGACAACAGCAUGGUCGCCACUCCUCCUCCACCACCGCCGUCUGUCUUGUAUUAUUCCCGUCAAAAUGAUUGUUUCCGCACUGAGUUGCCUUCCAUUUACAAGGCCACACGGCAUGUCAUUCCCGAUUCGUUGCCGUUUGCCGAAGAAGCCUUUGGGACGGGCAAACCCGAAGCCAUGAAUUUGUGGAUGGGAGACGAACGGGCCGUUUCGAGCAUGCACAAGGAUCCCUACGAAAACAUGUUUUAUGUCGCCAGUGGGGAAAAGAUUUUUACCCUCUGUCCACCCGCGGAUGCUCCGUAUCUCUAUGAGCAGGACUUUUUGUCCGGAUCCUUUGAUUCGCAACCCUCCAAACAACCAUCCGUCUUUCCCACUACGGCCGGGUAUGAAGCACGGCGGCGCAAAUGGACUGUCCAAACCGAUUUUCACAAGGACAACACCAAGGAAGAAGAAGAAGAAGACGAUGACAUUCGACUCAAUCACAAUCUGCAUUCGCCGCAACUCAUUCAUCACAAUUUCACCGGAAACGAUUUGGAGCCAAUGUGUCCCGAAGCGGCCAUUGACCAUACCAACAAGGACAACGACGCCAAUAAAACGACGCCCUAUGUGAGAUGGAUUGAAGCCGAUGUCAAUGCCUUGGCGGAUCCACGCUGCGAACGAGAACAACGACGAAAAUUUCCACUCCUCCAAUACGCGCAUCCCAUUCGACAAGUCCGCGUUCAGGCCGGGGAAUUGCUGUACUUGCCGGCACUGUGGUUUCAUCGGGUCACACAAAGUCGGGAAACGAUUGGAAUCAAUUGGUGGUACAAUAUGCAAUUCUGUUCCCCGCAAUGGUGUUAUUUUCAGCUCCUCUCCAAAUUGCAACCGCGGCCUUCCGCACAAUUGCCCGCCACUACUCCACUGCUCGAUCAUGAUGAUGACGACGACGACAACAAUCAUAACCAGCAACGCACCAACAAAGAUCGAACAGCAUUGUUUGUGGAAAGUGUGGAGGAACCCUCCAGUCUCCAGUUUGCCAACAACUUUCCAAGCAGUACAAAGGCAGCCGAGGCAUUUAAAAACACCAGUCAGGCAGCCGAAGCCACCAUUCGAGGUGUGUUGGGUACGAUCCGAAACAACUGGGAGUAG
This is a messenger RNA of Seminavis robusta, 2304 nucleotides long. Lineage: Eukaryota; Bacillariophyta; Bacillariophyceae; Naviculales; Naviculaceae. The record is from the annotation of a GenBank genome assembly.